Molecule: messenger RNA, 6598 nt
Organism: Coregonus clupeaformis (lake whitefish)
Lineage: Eukaryota; Metazoa; Chordata; Actinopteri; Salmoniformes; Salmonidae
Product: zinc finger protein 407-like
Exons: 9
Coding region: 150-5378 (1742 amino acids)
Biological process (GO): regulation of gene expression
Cellular component (GO): nucleus
Molecular function (GO): zinc ion binding; nucleic acid binding
Source: RefSeq, a predicted model, not a curated record
UGCUACGGUACGCCACUUGUGACCAAGGGGGAAAAGCGCGGACAUUGAGAAUACUGGGGAAAUUGUAGGAACAGGAUCAUAACUUAAUUGAUUGCUGGAACAGAGUCCAAUUUCCUCUUCUCAUGUAAAGGCACCAGGAGGUGUCUAACAUGGACAGAGAAUUAAGGUCAGGGAAGGAGAUUAAUGAGGACAAGGUGCCUCAUCAUGGGGACACAGGAAGUGUCUCCACAGAGGAAAUGGAGAGUGGAGGAAUUCCUUCCCCAGCGAAGAGGCCCAGGCCUGAUGAUGUCACAGCUGAAAGCACAGGAGAGAUUGAGGAGGAUACCGGCGGUGAGGUGGCUGAUGGGAAGGAGUCAGACCAGCCCCCUCGGGCUGAGGUGAACGUUACCCCGGAGACAGGUUAUGGCUGUACCUGUCCCAUCUGUGGCUUUGUGGCCAAAACUCCAACUGCCUUGAAGAUUCACUCCAAGAGGAAGCACACCGGUAGAGGAAAGACCAGGGGUGUGAGCUCAGCUGAGGUACUUGUUGAAAUAGAUGGCUCCACAACCAGAGCAACAGCACAGAGUUCAAAUUACAAGACAGGUGGAGACACUGAGGAGAAAGUGAGCAGCAGUGAGAGACAGCAGGAUGCCACAGAGAGUCAGAGCCAGGGCACAGAGGCAGGGGGUUCUGAGGGGGAGGUGACUACAAUAAUAGCCAAAGAGGAAAUUGCUGAGAAACAAGGGACAGGGAUAGAUAUUUUUGAUAGGAAGGUGACUACAAUAGCUACAGAGGAGAUAGCAGAGGAGGAGCAAGAAGAGACCCCCGGGAAGAAGAUAGUGGGUAAACGGGGCCCCAAGCCCAAGACUAUACAUGCUUGCAGCUACUGUGGUCACGAGUUUAGGGACAAGCCCAGCCUAGAUACACACAUCAAGAGACGUCACACCAAAGAGAUGAAUUACUUCUGUGAAUUCUGCUUGUACGCCUGUGUGGCAAAGUGCGACUACGAAAAGCACUGUCUUAGUAACAAGCACAACAAACGAGUCGCGGAAAGCAGGGAAUCCUCUGGCCUCUCGUCACCCAUGGACAAGAAGACAGCCGAACAGGCUCAAAUCUUUGCCUCCAGGACGACUCAGACCCGGGCGUCCAAGCGUGCGCUCGGUGCCAGGUUCCAGCUGCAAUGCGGGAGCUGCGAAUUCAGGGUCAGUAACUCGGCUUUGCUGGAGAGCCACGCUCGGCUAAAGCACCAUGGCGAGCAUCGCUUCCUCUGUAAUAUCUGCCACUACUACACCGCUACAUCUGAGUGGAUGGACACACAUGUGUCCUCGGAGAGCCACCAGCAUGUGGCUGAGGAGAAAAACACAGGGUCCUCCUUUGAGGAGUGCGUUGAGAAGGUGAGCGUAGAUUCGGUCAGUGACGACAUGCUGACAGAUGACGUGGCAGUAGGGGUCAUUGGACAUGAUGGAGAGCUGCACCCUGAUGUUAAUGAGGAAGCUGUUGAGGCUGCGAAAGCCGUGUUGGAGAACAUGGAGGAGCACAUGGACGAGAGAAGCCCUCCCAAGAGGAGGAGAGGCAGGCCAAAGGGGCCUGCUGCAACUACAUGUGAAUACUGUGGCCUUCUCGCUUCCAAUAGUACCAAUCUAAACGUCCAUAUUCGCCGUAAGCACAGCCGGCAGUACAGCUACACCUGCAGGCUUUGUUCUUACAACUGUGUGACGAAAGGUGACAUGGACCGACACUGUAUCACAAAGAAGCACCUUAAACGCAUGGAGGACGCUAGCAGUGAUGGCCAAGUGGACCUGGAUACAUCAGUGCAGGUUGUGAGUACAGAGUCAGGCUCUCAGGCCAGCGAGGGUGAGGCCAUACAUCACAACAGUGCAGUCAGAGCAGGGUCCAAAGGAGAGGAGGGGGCCACGGACGAAGCAGGGGAGCAGGACGACGACAAAGCACAAGUGAGCAGCCCGAAAAAGAGCAAGUACGACUUGGUCAACUCCUGCAGCCAUUGCAACUUCGUAGCUCAUUCGAUUCCCUCCCUCGACCUCCACGUGAAGAGGAGACACACCCGGGACUUUGAGUUUGUGUGCCUGGCGUGUAGCUACUACGCGGUCACGCGUCGAGAGAUGUCUCGCCACGCCUCCACGGACAAGCAUAAGCAGAAGAGUGAGGUCUACCUAGAGAACCUGGAAACCGUUGUGAUAAAAGACCUGGUACAGCCGGAGGAGGAGGCCAUGGAGCUGGGGAGCAGAGAUAACCCUGAUGCUGACAACAAUUCUCACACUGAGGAUCCCUCCCCCUCAGUGUCCCCUGACACAGACAUAGAGCAGCCCACUAACACAGACCAGCCAACAGACACAACUACAGACCAGCCUAACAUUAUAGACACAGACCAACCCACAGACACAGAUACAGACCAACCCACAGACACAGACCAGCCCAACAACACAGACCAGCCCCAUAUCAUCGAUACAGAGCAACCCACAGACACAGAUCAGCCCAACAACACAGACACAGACCAGCCCCCUAUCACCGAUACAGAGCAACCCACAGACACAGAUACAGACCAACCCCCAGACACAGACCAGCCCAACAACACAGACACAGACCAGCCCCCUAUCACCGAUACAGAGCAACCCACAGACACAGAUACAGACCAACCCCCAGACACAGACCAGCCCAACAACACAGACAAGGACCAGCCCCCUAUCACCGAUACAGAGCAACCCACAGACACAGCUACAGACCAGCCCACAGACACAGAGCAUAUUACCACUAACCCCACACAGACUUCUGACGUUUUGAGCAACGAGCAUGCAGCCCCAGUAGUGGAAGUUAGUGGCACUGUUGUUGAGGAAAACAUGGAGAUCCAGGUGGCUGAUGAGGCAUCCGAUGGUGGCUCGGAACAAACCAGCAACGAAGCUCCAUGUACGAUUGAGCCUCAGGAUGCACCAGCAGACAUCACCAUAACACCGCCUGAGGAAGGCCAGAAGGAAGGGGCCGAGCCCGAUGCGGAGCCAGAGCUAGUCUGUUCAGACGACGAUGUUGAGAUGGCUGAUGAGAAACCCGACAUCUCUUCCGCAGAGAAACAGCUCACCAGGGCGCUGCCGUUCGACGCUUGCAUCGUACCUCUCAAGUCCUUGACUGAAGCCGAGCUGGCUCUGCAUGAAGAACGCAUGGCUCACUCUGUUGAGGGCCACUCUGGCCUGGCUGUAAGUGGCCUGGCUGGGGCGGGCAGUUUUCUGAAGAUCAAAAGAACCAAACCUGUAGGGGCCUCAGGUCUGUCCAAGGGGUUAACUCCCAACCCCCGUAUCCGCUGCGAAGACUGCGGCUUCGUGGCGGACGGCAUGAGUGGCCUCAACGUGCACAUCUCCAUGAAGCACCCGACCAAGGAGAAGCACUUCCACUGCAUGCUGUGUGGCAAGUCCUUCUACACGGAGAGCAACCUGCACCAGCACCUGACCAGCGCCGCCCACCUGCGCAACGAGCAGGCCAGCAUCGAGGAGCUUCCGGAGGGCGGCGCCACCUUCAAGUGCGUCAAGUGCACAGACCCGUUCGAGACGGAGCAGGAGCUGUUCGUGCACAUCAAGGAGAAGCAUGAGGAGCUGCUGCGCGAGGUCAACAAGUACGUCCUGGAGGACACGGAGCAGAUCAACCGCGAGCGCGAGGAGAACCAGGGCAGCGUGUGCAAGCACUGCGGCAAGGUGUGCAAGAGCAGCAACUCCAUGGCCUUCCUGGCGCACGUCCGCACACACACAGGAUCGAAGCCGUUCAAGUGCAAAAUCUGCAACUUUGCCACCGCCCAGCUGGGUGACGCCAGGAACCACGUGAAGAGACAUCUGGGCAUGAGAGAAUACAAGUGCCACAUAUGCGGGUGGGCCUUUGUGAUGAAGAAGCACCUGAGCACUCACCUGUUGGGGAAACAUGGACUGGGCCAGCCCAAAGAGAGGAAGUUUGAGUGUGAUCUGUGCGACCGAUCGUUCAGUGAGAAGUGGGCUCUGAACAACCACAUGAAGCUGCAUACGGGAGACAAGCCCCAUAAGUGUGCCUGGCCCGCCUGCCACUACGCCUUCCUCACUCUGUCUGCCAUGAAAGACCACUACAGGACACACACAGGAGAGAAGUCCUUCCUGUGUGACCUCUGUGGUUUUGCGGGUGGCACGCGACACGCCCUCACCAAACAUCGCCGCCAACACACAGGAGAACGGCCCUUCAAGUGUCAGCUGUGCGGCUUCGCCUCCACCACCCAGUCCCACUUGACCCGCCACAAGCGCGUGCACACAGGGGAGAAGCCCUACCGAUGCCCCUGGUGCGACUACAGAUCCAACUGUGCGGAGAACAUCCGAAAGCACAUCCUGCACACGGGGAAGCACGAGGGAGUGAAGAUGUACAACUGCCCCAAGUGUGACUACGGCACCAACGGCCCCAUGGACUUCAGGAACCAUCUGAAGGAACAUCACCCUGACAUCGAGAACCCUGACCUGGCCUACCUGCACGCAGGUAUCGUGUCCAAGUCGUUCGAGUGUCGUCUAAAGGGCCAGGGGGCCACAUUCGUGGAGGCGGACACCGCGUUUGACGGGGCCUUCCCGGUGCGGAGCGUGGGCUCCAUGGAGGGGCUGGAGGGCCAGGGGGGUGUCCAGCAGGUGAUCAUCCUCCAGGGCUACGGCGGUGGGGAGAUGGCCUUCGACCAGGCCCUGGAAGAGUCAGCCGCUGCCACCUUGCGGGACCUGGCCAUGGCGGGUCAGGUGGCCGAGGUGCUCCACAUCACUGAGGAUGGCCAGGUCAUCUCCUCGGGGAGGGAGGUGUCUGCAGGCGGGGCCCAUCACCUGGCCGGAGGCACCACCCAGUACGUCCUGCUGGAGUCCGGCGGGUCUGUAGCCGGAGGCGGGGGUGGAGUUCACGGGGGAGGGGCGAUGCACCACCACAUGGAGUCGGAGUCAUCCACGGCUCUGGAUGCCCUUCUCAGCGCCGUCAGCGAGAUGGGCCAGCAGGAAGAGGACAGCCAAGAGGUCAUGACUCAGGAAGUGGUGUCAGAGGUCAUGGAGCGAGUAGUAGAGGAGGAGGAGAUGGAGGUGGAAGUGAAGACGGAGGAGGAGGUGUGCGAGGAGCACCAGGUGCAGGAUGAGCAGGUGGUCCAGGAGGUGCUGCAGUUUGCAGCCAGCCAGCUGAUGAUGAAGGAGGGGCUGACACAGGUAAUCAUCAACGAUGAGGGGACCCACUACAUCGUGACGGAGCUGGAUGACAACACCCUCCAGGUGGAGGGGACCAUGUACACCCAGCACCAGGGAGGGGAGGACGACCAGCAGAGCGAGGGAGUUUCAGAGGGCCAGGCUGGGGAGAGGAUGGUCUACUACCUGGAUGGAGCUCCACACAACGUGGUUCUGGAGAAGGUGGAAGUGGACUAGUCAGUGACUGUGGCCAGAAUUUCAAUUGGAUUUCCUUGAUUCCUCGCGUCCUCUCUCCUCGCCUCCUUCUCAAAACCUGUUGGAUAAGAAGUUAUAGGGGAGGGACCUUUGACCUUUUCAUCCAUUGGGUUUUGAUGAGGCGGCGAGGAGAGAGAAUGCAAGAAAUCAAGGAAAUGCAAUUGAGACUCUGCCUGUGUGAAGGCGGCAGGUAGCUUAGUGGUUAAGAGCGUUGUGCCAGUAACCAAAAGGUCGCUGGUUCUAAUCCCCGAGCCAUGGAAAUACAUAUGCUAUUUUCACAUGGUUAUAUUUUUUGAAGUGUGUUCAAUUGCAAAAAUGUCCAGCAGGAAAUGUUCCUGUUAUCUAGAAGGACUUACAAUCUUUAAGUUGCAUUGUUUGGUUUUAUUGAAAGUUGGAGAAUAAUAACAGCUUUAUUUUUCUUUUUGAUAUGGUUUUACUAAAAGGAAGAUUCCACCCUAAAACGAACUUUUGGUAUUUGUUUAAUUAGUCCAUUGUUGAUACAGUCCCACAAUGUUUUACAUGUCAGCAAUCCAUUUUUCAAGAUAUAUAACUUUCAAAAUACAGAAAUACAGCCAGUGUGAGGCAUUCUGAUACUAUAUCAACAAUGGACUAAUGAAACAAAUACCAAAAUAUAGUUUUUGGGUGGAGUUUUCCUUUAAGUAGUGAAUUAGUUUGCAAUUGUAAAUUAAAUAAUUAUUUUUUGUUAGUUUAUUUGAAAGGUACAUUAAUAGGUCAUGUUUUGAUAAGAGAGGCUAUUACACCUUGGACAUCGAAAAUAUCCAGGCUGCUGAUUGGUCUAAAUCCAGGGGCAGUCCACUGAUUGGCUUUUUCAUUCCUGCAAUUGCUCAAUAUGGUCAGGAUGCUGAUUGGUCUGAAUCCAGGGGCAGUCCACCUGUUUUUCAGGAUGUUCUUAAAAUGUCAUGGUGCUGACAUUGUUUUGCAUCAUUAAUAAGUUAUCUUAUAGUGAGUGUUCUUUGACUGACAGAUAGGACAAAUUAAUUGGAUUGUCGCAGAAACAUGUUUUGACAGAAUAGCAUGAAGAGAUGACACAACAUUUAGUGAGUUGCUGAUAAUCGUCAAUAAAAUAAAGUUGCUAAGUAUUUUUUUUCCUGCUCUCAGUUAAUGUAAAUAUGUUUCUGUAAAUGAAAUUGUAAUGAUACUUGCAUUUGAGUUAUGACAAUAAAGCUCAAUCUUCAUUUGGA